Vespa velutina is the source of this 2422-nucleotide messenger RNA. It is a transcript of the gene ifc, whose product is annotated as sphingolipid delta(4)-desaturase DES1. Gene Ontology annotation, biological process: ceramide biosynthetic process. The coding region runs from base 110 to 1075 and encodes 321 amino acids. The transcript is spliced from 6 exons. Lineage: Eukaryota; Metazoa; Arthropoda; Insecta; Hymenoptera; Vespidae. Gene Ontology annotation, molecular function: sphingolipid delta-4 desaturase activity. The record is from RefSeq and is a predicted model, not a curated record. Gene Ontology annotation, cellular component: membrane.
UCGGCAUGAUAUAUAUAUAUAAUAUAUGAACAUACAUAUAUAUGCGAUUCGGCGAAAUUAUCGGCAAAAGUGAUCGUUCUUGUUUCGUGAAAGUUUAUGUCAAGAAGAGAUGGGACAACACGUUUCAAGAACAGACUUCGAAUGGACUUAUACCGAAGAACCACACGCUAGUCGUCGUAAAAUAAUAUUAGAAAAAUAUCCACAAAUAAAGAAAUUAUUUGGCUACGAUCCUCAAUUUAAAUGGAUAGUAACUGGAAUGGUUUUAGUACAAUUUUUAUCCUUAUUUAUUGCUAAACAUUUAAGUUAUCCACAACUUUUUUUAAUGGCAUAUUGUUUUGGAGGUAUUAUUAAUCAUUCGCUUAUGCUUGCAAUUCAUGAAAUAUCACACAAUCUUGCCUUUGGGCAUGCAAGACCUAUGGCUAAUAGAUUGUUUGGAAUGUUUGCUAAUUUGCCAAUAGGAAUACCAGUAUCUAUCAGUUUUAGAAAAUAUCAUUUGGAACAUCAUCGUUAUCAGGGAGAUGAAAAACUUGAUACAGAUUUACCAACUUUAUUGGAAGCAAAAUUAUUUUGCACAACAUUUGGCAAAUUUUGUUGGAUAUGUUUGCAACCAUUUUUUUAUGCCUUUCGUCCUUUAAUAACUUAUCCGAAAGCGCCAUUAAUGCUUGAGUAUGUCAAUUUAGGUAUACAAUUAAUAUUUGAUGCAAUUUUGUGGUAUUUCUUUGGUGGUAAAAUAUUGAUAUAUUUAAUUGGUGGAUCACUUAUGGCGAUGGGAUUGCAUCCUGUAGCUGGUCACUUUAUAUCAGAACAUUAUAUGUAUAGAAAGGGAUUUGAGACUUACAGCUAUUAUGGACCUUUGAAUUUUAUAACAUUCAAUGUUGGGUAUCACAAUGAGCAUCAUGAUUUUCCUGCUGUUCCUGGUUCACGAUUACCUGAAGUAAAACGAAUUGCAUCUGAAUUUUAUGAUGAUCUACCUAAACAUAAUUCUUGGACAUCAGUAUUAUAUGAUUUUGUAAUGGAUCCUGAAAUUGGUCCAUAUGCAAGAAUGAAACGAAAACAUAAAGGCUUAAACUCAUAAAAAAAAUAUUGAACUUUUGCCAAUAAUUAGUAUUUAUAAAUACUAAAUAUACAGAUUGUAUUAUUAUUACACUUAUAACAAUGUAAGUAUAAUCAUUAUAUAAUAUUAAAUUCACCAAAUUAAAUUUAAUGAUCUUUAAGUUGCAGAAAUCAUAAGUAUUAAUUUUUAACAAUUUAGAUUAAUUUUAAUUGAUUUAAUAAUAUGAACUAACAUUAUAACGAAAAAUCUUAUUUAAUCAAAAUGAUCAAGAUUUAGUAGAAAUAGAUAUACAAUCAGUGUUCAUGAAUUUAAUAUUAUAUGUAACAAUGUGAAAGAAAUAAUUUAGCUACAAUAAUUAUAUUAUAUUUUCAAAUUUUAAAAAUGUAAAUAAGAUACUAUAUAUAAGAUAAGAUAUAUAAAGAUUAAUAUUUAUCUAAAGAAAAUGAUACAUUAUUAUAAAUCAUAAGAUGAGAUGAUUUCUGAUAUAUGAUAACAUGAACAUAUUACAUAGAUAAAUUAUGAAUAUUUCAGUAAUAUCAUUGAUAUAGCUGAAAACAAUUCAUUACUUCAUACAUACCACAGUAUUCCUAUUUCAUUUCAAGAAAAACAAAAUAUAUACGUUAUUAUAUAAAUAUAUUUAUUUAUUUAAGAUCAAAAAAGAAUUUGAUAUUACAUAGAAUAUUACAAGUACCAAUUAUAAUAAAUUCUAUUUUAUAUAACGUAACGUUUCAACACAAGUAUAACAAAAUAAUAUUUUAAAUAAGAUUUUAAGUAAAAUUUUAUAAAAGAAAAAGGAAACGAAGAAAAUAAUUCAAGUUAAUAUAUUAAGUUACAUAUAAUGGCGCUCUUUAUAUUUUUUGACAAAAAGAAAGAAACCUCCUACUAUUAUUGAUCUUUAUAUAAACGCUUGAACAAUAUAUGUAUGUAUGUGUAUGUAUGUGUGUAUGGCGUGCGCACGCAUGUGUUUUGUUUCUAUGAAAUAUUGUAGAUAAUUACUUCUUUGUGUGCGUAAACUCAAAGCUCAAAUUUUCUGACUUAUUCCAAAUAUUUGCUGUGCUCUCACACGUAGAGAAACCACAUAAUUCAUUCAAGUAUUUUGAUGAACUAUCGACAGACUAUUUUAUGAUAAAAAUAAGAAAAUACGUCUUCAGCCAUUCAUUAAUUUUUGAUAUAUUGUUUAAAAUUUAUAAAAAAUGUCUAGUUCCUUUUAUAUCUUUUUAUAUACGUACUAAAAAGUAAAAUUUCUAUAAGAAACAUUUAGCAAAUAACAAACAACUAGACACGUAAUUUAAAAAUCGUAGAUUCUCAAGUCUAGAUGGAUUACAUUUUCUUUCUUUCUUUCUUUUUUCUUUUUUUUUUUUUUGCUAU